UUUUGUUUGCCUGGUUUUCCCUCCCAGAUUCCGAUAAAGCCCAUGAUCCAACCUGUUACCUAACAAGGCUGGUGGCACUUAGCCCUUCUCACCCUCUAGUGGGAACACUGGCCUGGGAUUAAAGCGCAGACCACCAACCCCGAACCACACUCAGCCUGAGCCACCCCAAGGAGUGGGAACCUGUCACAGUCUUCAAGCGACUUCAAGUGACUUGUCGCAGCACCAACAGGUGGAAUGAAAGUUCUAAUCGCUUCCCUCCUUCUGUUGCUGCCACUAAGGCUGAUGUCCACGGUCUCCAGCAACCCAAAUACAGGAAUCACCAGAGGCCAUAGGGACCCACGGCAGGCUUCUGGGAAGUGGCUCCAGGAAGCUGUCCAAGAAUGUGAGUGCAAAGAUUGGUUCCUGAGAGCCCCUAGAAGAAAAUUCAUGACAGCGCACGGGCUGCCGAAGAAGCCAUGUCCCUGUGACCAUUUCAAGGGCAGAGUGAAGAAAACCAGACACCAAAGACACCACAAGAAGCAAAACAAGCCCUCCAGAGCCUGCCAGCAAUUUCUCAGACUAUGUAAGCUGGAGAGCUUUUCUCUGCCUUUAUAGGAGCUCUGAGAGCCCACCUUCCUGAUGAAACACUGUCAGUCAACAAGGCAGUGAGCACACCUAGAAGAUGCUCUUCUCUCGCCUCAAGCUCCCCACACCUGUCCCUGCUUCCUAAAUCAUUCCACUGUUCUCAAAAAGCAUUUUCCCCAAGA
Messenger RNA from Phacochoerus africanus (Common warthog), 746 nucleotides. Its product is annotated as C-X-C motif chemokine 17-like. Lineage: Eukaryota; Metazoa; Chordata; Mammalia; Artiodactyla; Suidae. Gene Ontology annotation, biological process: negative regulation of inflammatory response; positive regulation of monocyte chemotaxis; positive regulation of macrophage chemotaxis. The record is from RefSeq and is a predicted model, not a curated record. Bases 235 to 594 code for a protein of 119 amino acids. The transcript has 4 exons.